Indicator indicator is the source of this 264-nucleotide messenger RNA. It is a transcript of the gene OTOS, whose product is annotated as otospiralin. The transcript is spliced from 3 exons. NCBI's taxonomy places the organism in Eukaryota, Metazoa, Chordata, Aves, Piciformes, Indicatoridae. Bases 1 to 264 code for a protein of 87 amino acids. The record is from RefSeq and is a predicted model, not a curated record. Gene Ontology annotation, biological process: sensory perception of sound.
AUGACAUUUAUUGGCUUAUUUUUCUUCUGUAUGCUGAUGAAUAUACUAACAGAUGCCCGAUCAAUCCGGGAUGGAGAUGCUCUCUACCGGGAACCUGUAGCCUUGCCGUACUGGCCCUUCUCAUCCAGUGACUUCUGGUCCUACGUGGAGUAUUUCCGAACCCUGGGAGACUACAACAGAAUCAAUGAAAUGGCCACAGCCCUCUUUGCCCAGUUCCCUUUUGGGAGCCACCUUGGCUAUCAUAUGCCCAGCCAUGAGCACUAA